Messenger RNA from Hipposideros armiger (great roundleaf bat), 5597 nucleotides. RefSeq names its product protein inhibitor of activated STAT 1 (gene PIAS1). Gene Ontology annotation, molecular function: transcription coregulator activity; SUMO ligase activity; zinc ion binding. The record is from RefSeq and is a predicted model, not a curated record. The transcript has 13 exons. Gene Ontology annotation, cellular component: chromatin. NCBI's taxonomy places the organism in Eukaryota, Metazoa, Chordata, Mammalia, Chiroptera, Hipposideridae. Gene Ontology annotation, biological process: regulation of transcription by RNA polymerase II; protein sumoylation. Bases 31 to 1929 code for a protein of 632 amino acids.
GUUCAGUGCGCUUGCGCUGACAGACGCAAGAUGGCGGACAGUGCGGAACUAAAGCAAAUGGUUAUGAGCCUUAGAGUUUCUGAACUUCAAGUACUGUUGGGCUACGCUGGGAGAAACAAGCACGGACGCAAACACGAACUUCUCACAAAAGCCCUGCAUUUGCUAAAGGCUGGCUGCAGUCCUGCUGUACAAAUGAAAAUCAAAGAACUCUAUAGGCGGAGGUUCCCCCAGAAAAUCAUGACGCCCGCGGACUUGUCCAUCCCCAACGUACAUUCAGGUCCUAUGCCAGCAACUUUGUCUCCAUCUGCCAUUCCACAGCUCAAUUACGAUGGUCACCCUGCAUCAUCACCGUUACUCCCUGUUUCUCUUCUGGGACCUAAACAUGAACUGGAACUCCCACAUCUUACAUCAGCUCUUCACCCAGUCCAUCCGGAUAUAAAACUUCAAAAAUUACCAUUUUAUGAUUUACUGGAUGAACUGAUAAAGCCCACCAGUCUAGCAUCAGACAACAGCCAGCGCUUUCGAGAAACCUGUUUUGCAUUUGCAUUGACACCACAACAAGUACAGCAAAUCAGUAGUUCAAUGGAUAUUUCUGGGACCAAAUGUGACUUCACAGUGCAGGUCCAGUUAAGGUUUUGUUUAUCUGAAACCAGUUGUCCACAAGAAGAUCACUUCCCACCCAAUCUUUGUGUGAAAGUGAAUACAAAACCUUGCAGCCUUCCAGGUUAUCUUCCACCUACUAAAAAUGGUGUGGAACCAAAGCGACCCAGCCGACCAAUUAAUAUCACCUCACUUGUCCGAUUAUCCACAACAGUACCAAACACCAUUGUUGUUUCUUGGACUGCAGAAAUUGGAAGAGUAAGUAAAUUUUUGUUUCUCCCAUGUUUUUGUAUUAUAAGGAACGGUUUUAAGGAGAAAUUGACUGCGGAUCCAGACAGUGAGAUAGCUACAACCAGCCUAAGGGUUUCUCUACUAUGUCCACUUGGUAAAAUGCGUCUGACAAUUCCAUGUCGGGCUCUUACAUGUUCUCAUCUGCAGUGUUUUGAUGCAACUCUUUAUAUUCAGAUGAAUGAGAAAAAACCAACAUGGGUUUGCCCUGUCUGUGAUAAGAAGGCUCCAUAUGAACACCUUAUUAUUGAUGGCUUGUUUAUGGAAAUCCUAAAAUACUGUACAGAUUGUGAUGAAAUACAGUUUAAGGAGGAUGGCUCUUGGGCACCUAUGAGAUCAAAAAAGGAAGUACAGGAAGUUCCUGCCUCUUACAAUGGAGUUGACGGAUGCUUGAGCUCCACAGUAGAGCAUCAGGUGACUUCUCACCACCAGUCCUCCAAUAAAAAUAAGAAAGUAGAGGUGAUUGACCUCACCGUAGACAGUUCAUCUGAUGAAGAGGAGGAAGAGCCUUCUGCCAAGAGGACAUGUCCUUCCCUAUCUCCCACAUCACCACUAAAUAAUAAAGGCAUACUAAGUCUUCCACAUCAAGCAUCUCCAGUGUCCCGCACCCCAAGCCUCCCUGCUGUAGAUACAAGCUACAUUAACACAUCUCUCAUCCAAGACUAUAGGCAUCCUUUCCACAUGACACCCAUGCCUUAUGACUUACAAGGAUUAGAUUUCUUUCCUUUCUUAUCAGGAGACAAUCAGCAUUAUAACACCUCCCUCCUUGCCGCUGCAGCAGCAGCAGUUUCAGAUGAUCAAGACCUCUUACACUCGACUCGGUUUUUUCCGUAUACCUCCUCACAGAUGUUUCUCGAUCAGUUAAGUGCAGGAAGCAGUACUUCUCUGCCAGCCACCAAUGGAAGCAGUAGUGGCAGUAACAGCAGCCUCGUGUCCUCCAACAGCCUAAGGGAGAGCCAUAGCCACACCGUCACAAGCAGGAGCAGCACAGACACGGCGUCCAUCUUUGGCAUCAUACCAGACAUUAUUUCAUUGGACUGACUUCCUUGACCCUGCUGCUCCUGUCCCCACCCCAGAGUAAAUGAACGUGGCAGAAAGAAGAGAACUUUGUGCUAUGUUUUACCUUAUUCUGUUUAGAAAAGUACACAAGCGUGUUUUUUUCCUUUUUUUUAGGGAAAAAAUUAAAAGAAAUGUACAGAGAACAAAACUAUAUUUUCAGUUUUACUUUUGUAUAUAAAUCUAAGACUGCCUGUCUGAUAAAACACUUGUAAAAAAGAAAAACAAAACAAAAAAAAAAAAGGAAAGAAAAGAAAAAAAGAAAAAAAACAAGUACCCACAAACCACCUUCAGUUCAAUUUUUCUGGAUUCUGAAGAUUUUUUUUUGGUCAUUUGUCCUAUGGUUUUGGUUUUAUUUUACUUCAAUGGCAUUAUUUUAUUUGCAAUAACAGAAAAGGAAUUGCAUGUAUGAAGUUUUAAAUUGUGGGCUUUUCUUUGUGGGGAGGGGGCUGCAGGGAUAGUUUUAAUUUCCAUUUUCUAAAAAUGACAGACUUGGAUUCUGUUUGUGUGUGUGCAUAUUUUAUCCAGCCUUAAAUUAUAAAUCUCAUCUGUCCCACUGCAUUCCCUGUGUAUUUUCAGGACAUAGCUUGUGGGUGUGUGUGUUCAGUGUGUGUGUCUGUGUAUUUUUCUGUCAUGACUGUUCCUUCUCCUCCCGAGUUUGCAUUCAGUUGAUAAAUCAGUUGCCUGCUUUUUCAAAGUGCUUUGAAGGUCUUGAACUCACAUAUGAGCAUCUUUAUUGACUAUCCCAAUUGCAUGUUCUCCAUCACAUACUCUCUCUUAUUUGCUAGAUAUCCCUAAAAACAUACCCCAUAUGUUUUUCAGAGAUUGGAGUAAAGCUGUCUGGGUAAGGAGUAGGCUUAGCAACCUGUGAGUAAUACACUUUAGUCUAGUUCUUUAUUCUAAAUUUGGAUUGCCAGUAUUAUGUAUUUAAACCAAGUCUGUGAACACCUGCUUUUUUGGCCACAGGGUAAUAAGUUUUUAUGUAAGAUCUUCAUACCAAAGUAGGAGGUAAAAAUAGUUUAGAAAGCCCUGUUGGGUGUUUUUGUGCAGCUGACAGAGGUAAAAUUACAUCACCUCAAAAAAGAAAAAAAAGAGAGAAACUUAUCCUAAAAUUAAAUUUAAAUUCUCUUUGGAAAAGACAGUGUACCACACAUGUCAAUCUAUAGAAAUCUGUCUGAUAAACAGUCAAAAUUCAAAAUGGGCUUGAUCCUUAGUCAUUUUACUCUCUGGUUCUGAGUGUACUUAUUUUCUUAGCUAUUGGGUUUUUUGUGUGUUUUUUUCUUCUUCACCUUUUGAAGACAAGCAUGACAUAGGAAAGUCAAUUUUUUUUAGAAUUCAUGGGUCAGUGAUCUAUUCUUACUAAUAAUGGAACAUGUAAAUAUAUUGAAAACUGUUUUUCAGGAUAUGAGUGAGGGUUGAAGGGAAGGAAAAGUGGUUCUACUUGUGUUCCAAAAUCCUCUUCAGAGGAGGUAUUACGUUUUUCAGGUAAUAACUGAAGGUAUGGGAAAUAUUUCUUAGCUGAUUAAGAGGUUUAGCAGGUUUAACAGAAAAGAUAAAGAAGGUCCAGUUUUCCAUACUGGAUUCUUGUAUCACAGCUAAUGUUCUCAGAGUUGAUGAAGGACCACCUUUGUGUAUAAGAGUGUUGCUUUAAACCUUGCAGUGGUAACAAAAAGACCUACUAGAUAUAGGUAGAAUUCAAGAUGGCUGUAUCUGGUUGUAUGAUAAAAUUAAUGGUUCACAUGACUAUGUGGCAUCUAAAAAUAAUAUGUUUUUUACAGCAUCUCUCUGCCACUAAAUUGUUGACUUGAAUUUUGAAAAACAAGUUGGUGUUGAUAUGUAUAUGUGUGUGUGUAUAUAUGUAUUUAUAGACAAGUGUGUGUGAGUGACAAGUGAGUUAUAUAGUCUUCCCCUACGCAUGUGUAUUCCACACAUACAUGGCUAAACAAUUCGUAAUAAAAAAAAUUCAUUGUCGGUUAAAACAGGAAAUAGUUAAGUUUUUAAAUGAAUCUGGUGUUGUGGUGAGUAAAUACUUUAAAAACUCUCAUUGCCAUGUUAACUUAGGCUAUUGUCUAAUAGUAUGGUAAUUUGUGUCUAAAUUCGGAUCGGGAUAGAAAUUACUUAAAUUGUGGGAAGUUGCUUCCUUAUUUCACAUUGCAGUAGGAAACAUUUAUAUUCAACUACCUAAGGUAAAAUGAAUAGUUUUCUUUAUUUCUGUUUUAUUUUCUUUUUCUGUCAUCGUUAGUGGCCUCAAAAUUCUGAUCAAUAACUUUGUGUAUGAUGCUGAAUUACAAACUCUUUGAAUGAUCCAGUUGAAAACCUGUUCCUCUACGUUCUUCAGCCCAUUUUGGAGAGGGUUCAUUUCCACUCAGUGUCCUGCAUUAUACCAACCCAGGGGAAGAAUAGACGAUAGGGAGAAAUAAACGUCUGUCUAGUGGCUUUGGUUAUGUCUCCACAGGAGAAAUGAACCAUUCAGUUGUCUAUUUUAGUUCAUUCCACUCUAAGGAGGUUUGUUCCCUUCAGUUGACUUUCCAAAGUGUUGGCAUUAGUAGUAGCCAUCACUCUGUUUGUCUCAUGACCGAUAUUAGUCAAUCAGACUUUUAUGAUCUGUAGUAAUUAUUGGUAGUCAUGCACUGCAUCUUUAUCUUCUAAGUUUAAAAAAGAAAAAGCACAUAGUCAUUUCAUUUAUUUGUUCCUUAGCCCGCCCUCACUCCCCCACCCCUGCCAACAUUAACAUGCUGUUUGUGGACAGAUAACAAUUAGGCAAGUGGCCAUCACCCCCCUCCUUGGUGUUUCAUAGUCAGGUGUGCAUAUGUUUGGGUUGCUGUACAGUACUGUGUGUGUAUCACAUCUUUGGUAAAAUAGCUGUUUGACUAGCAGGGUUGAAGUGGCUUUUAGUUACUUUGUGGGCAUUAUUGGACACAUCUUUUUAAAACAAUCUGAACUUUAACCAUGCCACAUUUGUUGACUAAUUUAUUUUGAGCAUUAAAGUUUUUCUACUUUAUUAAUUUAGACAUUAUCACAAUUCUAUAUCAUUACUGACUUAGGAAAGAUUCACUUAAGCUUCUGAAAAAUGUGAUUUCUUGGCAGAUUUUCCUUUGAGUCAAAUGUCUGAAACUGAAUGAAAUAUAUCCCAAUUUUAAAUUGCUAAUUGUGGAAGGAACACUGUUUUUAAAUAAUUCCAGUUUUAAAUACAUAAAACACUUCAAUAUCUUCAGGACUUUAAAGCACAUUUGAAAUUAUUUUAGUAAGAAUUUUGUUUUAUCAAUACAUGUUGAAUUGUUUUUUAAUUUAAAAAAGCUUAGAUUUCAGAAAGAGGGAAGGAGAGUAGCUGGUGGUCCCAGAGUGUGCUGCUGUUAAUUGUUUAAUUAACAAAGGGGAAAAUGUAUAUAAACAGAUAUAAAAGUUACCAUAAAUUCCAUGAACUUAAAUCUGUGAUUCAUUGCCUUAAAACUUUCUCUCUUAGAAUUUCCAUACCGCAUGCCAAACCAGUAAAAUGGCUUUUAAAAAUGUAUAGUAGACCAAUGUCGGUUUGUAUAAAAGUACCAAGUGAAAAUAUUUAUUACAUGCAUUGGAAAAAAAAAUUGUUUACCUAUUGAAUGUUACCUGUUUAUGUAGAGCUCUUUAGAUGUAAUAAAAGAAAAGCCUUCAGUUAA